AUGGACGAGCCGGUUGUCUCCUUGGAGCACGGCUGCCCUUUCUGUCACAUCGCAAAGACGUUCCCCACGUACAACCCGACUGUUCCUCCACACGCAUCGCAUCCUUCGAUAAGCCCUGCUAGCACCGAACCCCAGCCCGCAGCCUUCGUCAUUCUCUCCACACCCAUCGUCGUCGCGUUCCUCGAUAUCCUGCCACUAUCUCGAGGACACGUCCUGCUCUGCCCUCGCAAGCACCGACAAAAGCUCACAGAGGUAUCGGCGGAGGAGUCUGCCCAGCUGGGGUACUGGCUACGCAUACUCUCUGCUGCAAUCAGCAAGGCGACGGGGGUACACGACUGGAACGUCGUCCAGAACAAUGGCGCAGCGGCCGCGCAGGUCGUACCGCACUGCCAUUUCCACAUUAUUCCCCGGCCAGAGCUGAGAGAGCAGGGUCGGUGGAGCUCGCAAUUCACAAUGUUUGGUCGCGGACAGCGCGCGGAACUGGACGACGACGAAGCUGUCGAGGUCGCGGCCAAGAUACGCACGGCCGUAGCCGAGGUGUUGAAGGAUGAAUCAAGCCAGCCAAAUCUUUGA
Messenger RNA from Thyridium curvatum, 573 nucleotides. RefSeq lists its product as uncharacterized. The transcript has a single exon. Lineage: Eukaryota; Fungi; Ascomycota; Sordariomycetes; Thyridiales; Thyridiaceae. Gene Ontology annotation, biological process: nucleotide metabolic process. The record is from RefSeq and is a predicted model, not a curated record. Bases 1 to 573 code for a protein of 190 amino acids. Gene Ontology annotation, molecular function: catalytic activity.